UUAAAGUCACGACAGCUGUGGCCAUCUUAAAAUCGACCAUCAUCAAUGAUCAUCAUUCAUCAAUAACUAUUAAUUGUCAAUAACAACAAAUAUUCAUCAAUCAGUUAAUAUGCAACAAUUAUUUGGUUUAAAUGAGUCUGGUGAUAUGGUGCAACCAACACAACCACAAUAUGGUGCACCAAUUGGUGGUCAACCAGGUCCACAACAAGCAACACAAGGACAUUCACCUGGUAAUACACAAACAAGUGGACAACCAGCUGAUCCAGAACAUCGUAAAUUAAUUCAACAACAACUUGUAUUAUUAUUACAUGCACAUAAAUGUCAAAUACGUGAACGUUCAGCAACAAUUGGUGAUCCAUGGCGUUGUACAUUACCACAUUGUACAACAAUGAAAAAUGUAUUGACACAUAUGACAACAUGUGAAGACGGUAAACAAUGCUCAAUGCCACAUUGUAGUUCAUCUAGACAAAUAAUAACACAUUGGAAACAAUGUCAACGCACUGAUUGUCCUGUAUGUUUACCAUUAAAACAAGCUGAUAAAAUGAAAGCAGCAACUAAUGCUAAUGCAAGAAUAGCUGUUGCAACUGCUACAAAUCAGCAAACAACUCAUAAUAACAACAAUGAUAGUAAUAAUCAGCAACCAAGUUCAAGUCAGUCAGAAAUGCGUCGUGCAUAUCAUUCAUUGGGUAUGCAAUGUCCAACAACACCACAGAGUUUUAUGCCCGGUGGUUUAGGACUUGGUACCAGUCAAUCAGUUAACAUGCAACAAUUAUUUGUUUUAAAUGAGUCUGGUCAGGUACAAGGAACAGAAGAACGGCAUCAAUCAGUAACACCGGAUAUACGUAAUGAUAUUGUUCAAAAAUUAAUAAAACUACUAUCAUCAGCACCAGAAUCACAUGCAAUGUUUGAUAACGAAUUGCAUAAUUCAGUUGCAUAUGCAAUAAAAGCUGAGAAUGAUAUAUAUGAAAUGGCUAAUUCAAGAUUUGAAUAUUAUCAUUUAUUGGCUCAAAAAAUAUAUAAAAUUCAAAACGAACUUGAAGAUAAACGUCAAGAACGUAGAGAACAACAACAAUUAGCUCAACAACAACAACCAUUACCAUCAUGGAGACAAAGUCCAAGCUUACAAUCAUCAAUGUCAACAACACCAACUGGAUACAUUGCAUCACAAGGAAGUGCACCACUUGAUGCAUCAAUUGUUCCAUCAAUGUCAGCAUUAGACAUCAACAAUCAAUAUCAAUAAUAAUGAUAAUAAUAACAAAGAGAGAAUAAAGCAGUCAUGAAAAAUUUGAUACAAACUGGAACCAACGAUGGCUGAUCAACCAAGGGCCAAUCAAUUCCAGAGAAUAAUAUCAUUGAAAAAUUGCACAUGGUCUUUUUAAUAAAUUUUUCUGUAAUAUUAUUCAAAAAAAUCACGAUCAUUUAAAAAUAGAAAACUAAAAUACAUCCUGGUUAUUUUGUUUUCAAUUUUUCCAUAAAAAUGAAAAUAAAAUUAAAGUUUUAAAACUUUUUCAUUGUGACGAGAUGUUUUAUAUAUACUAGCACCAUGACUAAAACGGAUACGUACUGUUGAUACAGACUAUAUUGAAAUAAUUUAAAAUUUUUUCAUUUUACAUUUAUUUAAAUAAUAAAAUUAACUAUUAAAAAAAAUUUAUUUCAGUUUUUUAUAUUACACAAAAAAUAUUUCAUUCACAAAAAACUAUUAUUAUUUUAUUUGUAUUUGAUAAAGAUUAGUGUAUUUAAUUAUUUUGGGAAUUUUUUUUUUAAAAAAGCAACUUUUAAUUUUAUAUUUGUUAAUUUAAUUUAAUUUGUAUAAUUAAUAAUUGUUAUAAAUAAUAAUAAUAAUAAUUAUUAUUAAUGUUAGUAUAUGUAUUUUAAAAAAUUUAUAUUUUUUUAUUUUAAUUAUUGAUAGCUUGUGGGUAAUUUAAUUAUUAGAGGAGUUGUUUUAGAUACAUUUUUUUUUCUUGAGAAAUGAUUUUGUUAGAUGGAAAUUAAAAUUAUUAUGAAAAUUGUAAUGAGGAAAAAUUCAUUGGUAAGUUGCCGACAAUUGUUCUUGCAAUUUGAUAUUUUAUUUUAUUUUUUUCCAAGGGGUGAUCAAAUUAUUAUGUAACAGUAAUAAUAUAAUUUAUAAAAAGGAUAUUAUUAUAAUGUAAAGUCACAAUGUAUGACCUAAAUUAAAAUGCAUGAGUCGUAUUUAAAUUAAAAAUGAGUCGAUUAAAAAUCAUAGGAAAAUGAAUGAUUAUAUUUUGAAAAGAGUUUAAUAAUUUGAUAAUAUAAAAAAGUGCUGAACAUUAAUGAAUAAAUUAAUGAUUAAUUGAUUAUAAUUAAAUUCAAAUGAAAAUCAAAAUUUUUAUAUGUUAAGUUAUUUAUUGUUAAAUUUAAAAUAGUUGAAAAAUUAAUUUUAAACAUUUGAGAUACAAAAUUUAUAAUUUUUAAUUACAAUUUGUUUUUAAUGAUUUUUUUUUUCAAUUAAUUUCCAAAAGUUUUAUGAAUUAUAUUUUUAUAUGAAUUUUUUUUUAAAUUUUAUUUAUGAUUUUGAUAUUAAAAGUAAAAAUUUAUUAUUCAAA
This is a messenger RNA of Aphidius gifuensis, 2564 nucleotides long. Its product is annotated as histone acetyltransferase p300-like. Gene Ontology annotation, biological process: positive regulation of transcription by RNA polymerase II. Gene Ontology annotation, cellular component: histone acetyltransferase complex; transcription regulator complex. The transcript is spliced from 2 exons. Lineage: Eukaryota; Metazoa; Arthropoda; Insecta; Hymenoptera; Braconidae. The coding region runs from base 110 to 1240 and encodes 376 amino acids. Gene Ontology annotation, molecular function: chromatin DNA binding; histone acetyltransferase activity; transcription coactivator activity. The record is from RefSeq and is a predicted model, not a curated record.